AUGGCAUCAAAAAUCUUGGUCCUGGGCAGUGUCAAUUGCGCCUUCCAACAAGUAUUCACCAAGGUCGCCAAACUUCAAAUCAAGCAGAACUUUGCUUUUGCCAUUGUGGUUGGCGAUCUAUUUGGUGAAGGCACGAGUGAGGAGGAGCUGAACCAAAUCUCAGCCCUACUUGCGGGCAACAUUACCAUUCCUCUACCCACAUAUUUUAGUGUGGGUAAACAUCCGAUCCCGACCAGGGUUGUUGAGAAAAUACAGGCAGACGAUGAAGUGUGUCCUAACCUGUAUUUCAUCGGAAGGAGAGGCACCUUAAAGACGUCGGAAAGCAUUCGAAUUGCUACUCUUGGAGGUGAGGUCGUUACAGACGGCCAGUCAGACCCAAACAUCAACAAGAGAUUCUACUCCCUCUACACAGAAUCUGACGCCCGUUCGCUUUACGGCGUCCAUGAUACUGACAUCCUGAUUACAUAUGAGUGGCCUAAAGGCAUCACAGGACGGUCUCAGGUUCCUAUACCAGAUGGCAAAGUCGCGCCAGAAGGUGUUCAAUGUGUGGCUGAUGUUUGCUCAACGUUAAAACCGCGAUAUCAUUUCUCCUCCAAAGCCGACUUUUUCUAUGAACGAGAACCAUUCUUUCACGUGCCAACAGAAGAUAAUCCGGAUGUGAAGUCAUUGACUCGUUUUAUCAAUAUCGCUCCGUAUGGAAAUACCGGAGGGCAGAAAUGGAUGUAUGCAUUUACAUAUGAUCCGAAAGCCCCAAUACCCGACACUGUUCCCACUGGAACCACAGUAUCUCCUCUUACCACUGUUGCGAGAAAGAGACCUGCUUUAGAAAGCCAAAAUGAGGGCUUCCAACGCUUUUCAAGGGGCGGUAAUGAGAGACCCCAGAAACGCGCGCGACGACCUCCGCCGGGUCCUGGAGAGUGUUUCUUUUGUCUUUCCAAUCCCAACAUUGCUACACACAUUAUUGCUUCAAUUGGGAAUGACGCUUAUUUGACCACAGCAAAAGGUCCACUUACAAAGUCGGAUACGUACCCUCUUUUAGGCUUCCCUGGACACAUGUUGAUUAUUCCUCUAAUACACUCUCCUACUUUCUCAGCAAUAGCGGAUCCUGAGGCUCGGAAAAGCACGUACGCGGAGAUGCAGCAGUAUCGUACUGCAUUGAACGAUAUGGUACGUGAAAAAAGCAAAAGCAGUCUGGGAUCAGUCACUUGGGAGGUCAGUCGGGGGAAUGGCAUCCACGUACACUGGCAAUACCUCCCUGUUGCUUCAGACCUGAUAGCGAAGGGCUUGGUAGAAGCGGCAUUCAAAGUCGAAGCGGAGAACUUGCAAUACCCGAAAUUUACGUCCUCUACAAAUGAUGAUGGCGCAAACGAAGUUGGUGAUUACUUUCGAGUCUGGAUAUCACAGCCCGCAGCCGACGAUGGAGACUCGAAGGAACAAGCGGAGUCGGCGAAGAGCAGCUCAGAAAAGCCUCUGCUUCUGCCACUGACUCCGGACUUCAGAUUCGAUUUGCAAUAUGGGCGUCGGGUGAUGGCGAAACUGUUGCGACUCGAGAAUAGAAUGGAUUGGAGGGGGUGUGGGCAAUCGAUAGAGGAUGAGGUUGCAGAUGUCGAGUCUUUCAAGGACGCUUUCAAGAAGUAUGAUUUCUCUCUGGAAGAAGAAUAG
Messenger RNA from Talaromyces marneffei, 1662 nucleotides. RefSeq lists its product as uncharacterized. The record is from RefSeq and is a predicted model, not a curated record. The coding region runs from base 1 to 1662 and encodes 553 amino acids. Gene Ontology annotation, cellular component: post-mRNA release spliceosomal complex. Gene Ontology annotation, biological process: mRNA splicing, via spliceosome. Gene Ontology annotation, molecular function: RNA lariat debranching enzyme activator activity. Lineage: Eukaryota; Fungi; Ascomycota; Eurotiomycetes; Eurotiales; Trichocomaceae. The transcript is spliced from 2 exons.